GCGGCUGCGUAGUAUCCUUCUCUAGGCAACAGUGACGUUCAGCGUCGGUCCGUAGCGUUCUGGGGUCCUUUAGCUACCGCCACGACAAUUUAGCUGACCUUAAUAUUUCCUGUGUUUUAUUUUGGUCAUUAUUGUUAAACUUAGUGUUGAUGUGUGUGUGAUAGGCGUUUCUAUCGGACAAUUAUGUAUUGGUUCAAUACGGGACGCACAUUUAACGGCCAAAUAUGGGACGACUCCGUAUUUUAUAGGAUGGGUGGCAACCUGAUUCAGGGGUGCUGAGAUACAGUUUUAGGGGUGCCAAACCCCCCUAAAACAGGCCUAGAUACGCCACCGAAACAGAACAGACGAAGGAAGAGCUGGAUGCUGAGUUUGAGAAGUUCCUGAAACAGCAGCCCAGUUCGGCUCGACUCGGCUCUAUUUCGGAGUGACCGCUUUUCCACUGGCCCGUCUCGGCUCAGGAGCAAGAGACUUUGUUCAUUGAGAGAAAACAGCAUUUAUUUUUCUUCUGUCUGCUUCAACUCUCACUGGAGCUCUGCUAUCGCUGCUGGUAGCUGCUUCCUCCUGAAGGAGAUCCAGUUGUUAUCACGGUUCUCCUCAUUUUUCACCAUCAUGUCAGCCAUGUUCCUCUACUUCUGCGAUGAAGUAAAACACAUGAAAUGAAACUUCCACAGUCUGUUUCAGAUGACUCAGUGGAUUUAGGCAGCCCUGACAAGCAGCCCAAAACUAGAAGCAGCCAGAAAUCCAGUCAGAAACCGACAGUUUCAUGGUGGCAAGAUAAUGAAAACAGCAGUGGUGCAGUCAGGAGUGAUUCCCAUCAUAAGCCUGUUACCAAACCUUGCAGCAAGGCUCUGGAUUCACACAUCAAAUCUGACAAGAUUCCCACAGCAAAGACUUUGGAUGUUUCCCAAAGUCUGGAAAGAGACAGAGCUUCAUCAGAAAGUCAAAGCAGUCCCACUCAUGAAGCCCAUCAGAAGGUUCCAGAGAGAUGUCCUGUUGAAGCCAAAAGCAUUCCAUCUGCUAACACUGAUAGUGCACUCCUCCAGAGAGGCAUUGAUGCUCUGCCAAGAUCUGGAAAGUCUUUUGGAAAGUCUUUGAGGGACUCCCAGCCUAUUCAAGAGGCAGAUGACACAGGAUGUUCUGGAAUGGGCGACACCACAGAAUCAUCGAAGACACUAGGUGGGAACAAGAGCGCUAUGGGCCUGGACACUCUAGAGGAAGAGGAGGAGAAAGCCAGGUUCUUUGCACAGAUAGAGGCAGGAGCUUCAUCAGCUAUAGAUUAUUCCAAAAUGAACAGAGAGUUGGAUUCAAGCCGUUCUACCUUUGCCACUGAGCUCAGGAAAGAGAAUGGGCCAGCAGUGGAGCCUUCUGCUGCAGCAGAAGUUGUGGGAGAGUCUUUGGCCCACUCUGGCUUCCCACAAUGCAGUGAAGAUUUUGAAGAUGAGGAUGGCAGAAAAGAGUCGCAAACGAAGAACUUGAAAUUGUCUCCGGCUCUUGCAAGAGGCCAAUUAUAUGCACAGAGUGGAGGGUCAGAGGUGGAGGCUCUUCAGGAAGCAUACAGACAGAUUCACUCUGUGGAGGGCUGCGAUGGUCACCGCUCUCUCCCUCUAGAGGAUGAAGGGAAGACCGACUGGCCAGUCUCUACACCAUCUCUUCCUCUGCAUGCUCAGCAGUCUCUGCAGCCUUUUUCUACCAACGACUCAGACUUGCCCACAGAAGAGGAGCUGAUGAGGACCAUACGAGCAGAAGACCACACCAGAGGCGUUACUCUGCAGCCUGUCAGUCAGGAACUGAGGAUGUUCCCACGUGUGACUCCAUCAGAGCUGGACCUGGAGCAGCCUGGACAGAGCCACUCUAGAACCACAGAACCACCUGACCUUGACCUGACCUCCAGUAUCAGGAAGGAAGUGGAAAGACUAAUGCAGGAACAGAAUAAACAUUUUCCCCAAACUCUGUCACUGACAUCCAAGGGCUCCUCUGUGUUCCGUUCCUGCAUGCUGUCUGAAAGGAAGCUUCCUCUCACUCCAUCCAGAGGCAGGUUCGGGGACAGCAAGGCAGCUGAGAAGAUUAGCAAAGCUGCUCCACCCAAAGCCCCCCCCUCAAUAAACAAAUCCACCAAAAAACAAGAGCAAGAUAGUGGUGGUGCUGCAGCAGAGUCAGGUGUAAGGGUAAGCAGUGACCUGGUGGUUUCCAUUCAGUCCCUAGUGGCUGUCCUCGAGCAGCAGAUACACACCAGCAGUCUCCAUCAUGCUGCGCCUCAGGACUGCAGCUGUACACAAGCCCCUCCUCAGGUCGCAGACAGUUCUGUGAUUGAGGCAUUAAGAGCACAGCUGGUCCACAAGGAAAAGGAGCUGCAGAUGAUGAAGCAUGAUGCUGAGGAGGUCAACUCACUGAGACAACAGAACUACCUGCUGCAGAGCAAGCUGCGCAGUGCAGAGGAAGCCAGUCAGAGGAGAUGGCUGGAGGCUGCAGAUCCUGGCAAAGAGGACAAAAUCCAGCUAAUAACGAAAGAAUUGAAAGAGCAGGAGAUGCUCAUCAAAGGUUACCAGCAGGAAAAUGAGAAGUUGUAUGUAGAGAUGAAGGCUGAGCAGAGCAGGAGUAAAGCCAUUCAGGACGCCAUGUUUAAUGAGAACCAGGGGCUGCUCAGCCAGCUGGCUGUCACCAGGGAGCAGCUGAGAAGAAGCUCCAGGCCUGUGAGCAACUUGUGCGCAAUGGAUCACACCAAACGCAUCUCUGACUUGUUGGCUCAAAUCAACACCCACCAGCAGAACGAGGCCAGGCUGUGUGAGGAGAACAGCAGGCUGGAGCAGGAGAAGCAGUCCCUGCAGGUGGAGUUGCAGCUGAUGAAAGAGGAGCAGCAGCUGGCCAAAGUGCAGGGCUUCUCCAUCUCAGGGGGAGAUGAGAUGUCUGAGCUGCAGGGCCUGCAGCAGCAGCACAGGGAGGAGAUGGCAGCUCUCAAGAAUAAGCUGCAGUGGUUUGCAGAGAACCAGAAGCUGCUGGACAGAGAUGCUGCCCGGCUAAAAGCAGCAACAGCUGAGAUAUUCCAACUCAAAGAACAGGUGGAAAACCUGAAGAGGGAAGUAGGUAAAAGAAGCACCAAUAUGCAGAGGAAGGCCAGAGACAGACCUGCAGACACAAAGAGAAUGCAGGAUCUGCAGCGGCAGGUGAAGGAAUUGGAGCAGAUCCUGAGAAGCAGGAACCCAAACUCUCUACCAGCCCUUAUCUAUGCUGCAGCCUCGGCCGCUGGCAGGGAGGCCACCUCCAGUGGGACGCACCCCCCCAGCACAGUCAAUGUUUUGCUGGAGCGCAGGAUUCAGCGGCUGGAAUCUGAGCUUGAAAGUCACGAUCAAGAGGCCAAGCGAACCCUGAGGGCCAUAGAGCAACAGUUCCACCAGAUUAAGCUGCGCUACGAGCAACAGAUAUGUGAACUGGAGCAGCAGCUGGCACAAAGACAGCUGCCUGUAGCAGCGGCCACGGUGGCGGAGGCGGGGACAGAUGCAUGGAUGUCUAAAUGUCUGGUUCUGGAAGAGGAGCUGCGGCAGGUCCAGGACAGACACCAACAGAAAGACAAACGUCUGCAGGACCAGAUAGAGUCUCUGCAGCAGCAGCUCAAACACAAGGCACAGCCGAGUCCAGGGCGACACCAGCGCCAAACUGAGGCGGCAUUAGGAGGCCGGAUCAAGUGGCUGAACCAGGAGCUGGCCACUAAGAACCGCACCAUUCAGGAGCUGAGCCGGACCGUAGAGAGGCUGCAGAGGGAGCCCAGGAACAUGAUGUCUAUGCCCCGCCAGCGAUCAGAGAGCAGAGCGCAGGAAUCUGCUGCUGCAGCAGAUAGCAGCACACAAGCAGAAAGGUUUCCUGCAGCUCAGUAUGAGAAAACCUACCAGCCCUCUGUGUUCACAGGAAGCCAGGUCCCUGAGCUGCAGCAAGAGAACAAGGCUCUGAGUCGGUGUAUGGAAGUGCUUCAGCUGCAGAGUGAGCAGAAGAAGGAGGAACUGAAGGCCAACGCUGUUCAGUCAAAGGAGGAGCUGUGCAGGCUGAAAAACGAAUUUGCAGAGCAGCUCUCCUGUGUGAAGGCUGAACACCUCAGGGUGCUGGACCAUCUACAAGCCACCCAUGCCCUGGAGCACUCAUCCUCCAAGGUGGCAGAACUGAGCAAUAAGCUUAACAGCCAGGAGAUAGCAAUGAAACACCAGCAGCAGCAGCAGCUGAAGAAGCUGCAGGAAUGUAAAGAGGCUCUCUCCAUCUCCAGGCACAGAGAAGAAGCUCUGCAGAAGCAGUUAACCAGACUUCUGCAGGAGCUGAAGAAAGCUAAAGAAGCUCAGAGCUCUGAGGUGAAACUUCUGUGCAGUCUGGAGAGGAAGAUCAUUAGCAUGGAGCUCAGACAUGAGCAUAGAGAAAAGGAGCUGCAGCAGGUCAUUGCCGAAACGUUUCAGAUGUCAACAGCUGACCUGCAGUCAGAAGUGGAGCGGUGGCGGCGCCUGGCUCGGGACAAGAGCAGAGAGCUGGACGCUUUCCGCUCGGAGCUGGACUCUAUACUGGACAUCCUGAGAUAUCUGCAGAAACACGGAGCGGUCCUCCCCGCUCUCGAUCCUGGGUGUACAGCCCGUCUCCUAUAGAGUACCAUGGAAACUGUUACCACGGAAACUUCACCCUGCAGAGUUUGCGCUGUAAAACCAGCCAGGACAUAGAAGUCACUGUCCUGUUCUCAGAUCAGUGCUUCUAACAGAGACAGGCAUUUUCAAGUUUUUGUAUCUAAUUUAUUAUUUAUAAAAAAAAAACAACAAAAAACUUUAUAUAUAGUGCGCAUGUGCUAACGUGUAUGCACCCUGUUGUGGUUUCUCCUUAUUGUUUUAUUUUUAAAAUAUUUUAAAUCAUUUUUCAAGUAUUUUAUUUUACCACUGUAAUUAUUUUACUUUGCCAGAAAAGUAUCUUCAACAAUGUUGACUAAGAACAUUAUCUUUUUGUUCGUUGUUGAGAUAAUUUUUAUACUCUGCAGAACGCAACAAUUUGGCUGCAUUGUUUACACCAGGGAUCAGCUGAUUGCGCUGAAACCAACAGGUUUUCUGUUUAUCUGUGCUACUCGUAAAUCUGUGGCCUGCCACAAGCUGGAUUUCAGCCUGAUUUAGUCACUUUCUCAUUUUGUCUCUUGUUGUAAACCUCCUCGCAGAAUUGUGAUCACCGUUAGUUGAGUCUGUUUGGUGGUGAAUUAUCACCCAAGGUAAAGUCUUUUUUCUGUGCUGAAAAUUUAAUACCAUGUCUUCAGUGCAAUUAGACAUAACCUUGUCUAAUAAGUGCUUAAUAAGUAAGAGAUCUAAAUUAAACUUUAUAACACUCCA
Messenger RNA from Gambusia affinis (western mosquitofish), 5336 nucleotides. It is a transcript of the gene cep162, whose product is annotated as centrosomal protein 162. NCBI's taxonomy places the organism in Eukaryota, Metazoa, Chordata, Actinopteri, Cyprinodontiformes, Poeciliidae. Gene Ontology annotation, biological process: cilium assembly. The transcript is spliced from 30 exons. Bases 657 to 4616 code for a protein of 1319 amino acids. The record is from RefSeq and is a predicted model, not a curated record. Gene Ontology annotation, cellular component: centriole; axonemal microtubule; centrosome.